UGUCGUGGAGAGAGGGAGUCCUUGCUGCACCUGCGUCCCGUUUUCUAUGCGCUCGUGAAAAUCUCGUUUUCUAAAUAUCUGUUUGUGGUCUUUGCUUUAAUUCUUGUAUUUAUAUGUAGAUAUAUUUUCUUUUCGAGUUGUGAAAAUGUGGAUUUUGUGUUUCUCAUUUGGAAAAGGGAAAGAGAGAAAAUGUGCAUGAAGAAACGGAUAUGUUAUUCAGUUUUGUGUCGUGUCUAAUUCGUUUUGCGAAUGUGGUGCGAAGGGAGAGAGAGGGGAAGGGGGGAAUAAAGGAAGGAAUGAUGCAACUUGCAAAUACCAAAGAGAAAGAAAAACGAGAGAAAAAAUUAAAGAUAUAAAUACAGUUAGACUAAGAGGAACUUGCUUGAAGGUCGGCAAUCAGCUUGCACAAGACACUGAUAAAAAAAUAGAUAAAGAGGAGUCGAGAAUCAGUGCAUAAGAAAAGGGAGAUAGGAAAAUACCGAUAAGUAGAGCCGACGGAGUGAUGCAAACCCGAAAAAUCGGUUCCACAACCCGGAAAUAUUGUGCCCUCGUGUGCCUGCGCUUUCGGUGUGAAACAAAAAGUCAAAAUAUUUCUCUCAUUAGCUGCAACCACUGAUUAAUUUGCCCUUAUCAAUCAAUACGGUGUCAGGAGGAGUUCGAAGCCGACAACAACAGCUGGAAAUAACACCUUGUCUUGACCCAAAACAACAAAUAACGGAUUCACAGAAACGGCUCGGAGAAAGUCCUAAAUAUGGCUUGUAUUUCGGACGGCAAGUUCCAUCAGCAACAGAAAUGCGGUUGAGAAAAAAUUGCUUAUAAAUAUAUUCUGAAAUUUUGUUAAAAGCUGUUUGAUAGUUUUGAUCUAAAUUUAAGUUCUCUUUUAGAUGUAUUGUGUUCUAAGUCAGAAAUUUGAAGGAAAAGAGGGUGAGAGAAAGGGGGGAAAUUAGGUGUGGUGUGAUAGAUGAUAAAGAUGAUGAUAAAGAGAUAAAAAAAGUGAUGCAGGAGGAAAUACAGCAAAACUUGAGAUAAGAGAACAGGAAGGAAAUAAUACGGAGAGAGUGAGAUAGUGAAAUUUUCAAAGAGUCGAGUGUGAGUGAAGGUAGCGGCGCCAUCUUGAAUUCUGCUUCGCUCAUAAACAAAAAAGAAAAAGGCAAAGCAAAGCAAAAAAAAGCAUUCCUCGCCUCCAUCAGCCAGCGGCAGAAGGACGACAGCAAGUCGCUGACGGACGAGAACGAGAACACAGCCGUCGUGGACAGCAACGACGAGGACGACGACGACCUCCCCGACGCGCACGACGGCCUCGCCCUCGUCGGCAAGAGCAGGAGCAGGAGCAGGAGGAAGAGGGAGGCCGAGCACAGGGAGGCCGGCAGCCCCUCCGACGCGGGGGGAGGCGGCGGCGGCGAGGACGACCUCGACACGCGCCUCCAGAACCAGCAGAACCUGGAGAGGAACCACAAGAACCACAGAGAUGAGGAGAGGAACCACAGCGACGCCAAGAAAGCUCUGGAGAACCACCGCGGGCUCGUGGCCAACGGCAAAGUGAAGACCGGGAACUUCCGCCUGGGCUGCGACGACUCGGACGACGACAAGGACGACAUUAUGCCCGGCGAGGACAAGAUCGACGACGACAACGACGACCCCGGCGUGGUGAACCCGACCUUCUUGAACGACGACGAGGACGACGAGGGCGGCAGAGGAGACGCCACCUCCAGCGUCUCCACCAGGUCGUCGCCGGAGCCCAGCCCCUUGCACUCGCCCAGGCUCAGCUUCAGGAUGAGCCCGCAGCCGUCCCCGCGGCACUCGCCCGUGAGCCACCGCUCGGGCAACCUGAGCCAGCGCAGCUCGGUGUCCUCGGUGCGCAAGGGCAUCCUCAAGAAGAGCCCGUCCUCGACCACCAUCAACAUGGAGAUGGUCAACCUCGGCCUCCAAGAACGCGGCGGCCAACGCGGCGGCGGCGGCGGCGGCGACGGGGGCCAACGCGGCCGCGGCGCUCAACGGCCACCACCGGACGCGGUUCUCCGACCCCUACGACGACUCCUACGUGCCCAUGGACACGCACCGCUUCGUCAGCUCCCCGACGGCCCGAUCGGGAUGACCCAAAAGUCCCUCGGAGGUCACCGGGUCAAGUUCAUCCUGGAGACCGGCAAACCCGAUCACGUGACCGGGUCAUACGACGACAUUCGGAUAGAGAAGAUGGAGAGAGAGAGACUGGAGAGGAUAGAGAGAGGGAAGAACCUGGAGGUCACCCACAACGACGGCGACAAGGGCGGGAGAAAGUGCCUCCUCUUCUGCGCCGCCAUCUUGGUUCUCACCGGCUCGGUCAUCGGCGCCGGAAUGUACGGAUCUCGGAAGGGGACCAACGACAGCGACGUCCAGGGCGCGAGCGGCCUGUCGGGGAAGGAGACCACGCCCGGGGGCAUCCAGCCGGCGCAGAAUAACUUUUUCUUUCCAAAUGCCAUAGAAUCCCAGUUUAAAAUAAGCAACAGAAAUUACUCGAGUGAUUUAGCGAUCCCAACCUCAGAGGCUUACAAGACGUUCGCACAGGCCCUGGAGCAAGAGCUAAGAUCGAUUCUGUUAACGGACGACAUCAGUUUCAACGGGAAGGCGAACAUGAUGCUGAAAGUUAUAAGAUUUGAAUCCGGCAGUGUUUUGGUCACCUUCAGAAUAGCCUGGAAAUACAUCAAUGAACAGGAAUCGAGCCAUCAGGAUCCGCCGGUGAACAUCACGACCGUCAAGAACAAAUUGGAAGAACAGAUCAAGACGGGUUACUUGGAUCUCAACAAGACGAUCAGUGUACCUCUGGAAUCCGUUCAUGUGGAUAACGUGUCAGACGAAUGCCGCAGCAACUCGUCGAGGUGUUCGGAUGGCUGCAGGUUCUCUUUUGAUUCGCUGAAGUUCUUGUGCUUGUGUCCGGACACGUUGACGCUCAUCAACAACACCCACUGCGGAACGCCAAAACUCACGUUUCCGGGCGCCGUGGUCUUGCAGCCGCACUUCAAGGACAUCUUCGACCAGAAGAACGCCAGCCUAAUCGCCAUCAUCCCGGAGUACGUGGAGACGGAGACGGAGAUCGAGCCGCCCUUCACGGACCCGGCAGCCAAUCAGACGAGCACAGGCCUGGAGGGUGGAGAUGGGGCGACCAAUCAGACGAAGGUUGAUGGUGGGUCUGAGGGCGCGGCGACCAAUCAGACGAAGGUUGAUGGUGGGUCUGAGGGCGCAGCGACCAAUCAGACGAAGACGGAUGUGGGAUCCACGGAGGCUCCGACCCAGCAGACGAGCUCGGAAGCGCCAACCAAUCAGACGGCGACUGCGCCGGCCGAAGGCAACGCGACGGCGGCCGCUGCCACCACUGGCGCCCCUGCCUCGACCACUGGCGCCCCUGCCUCGACCACGGCGCCCACAGCCAGCACGGCCUCCACAGCAGCCACAGAGCAGCAGGGUGGCCGGCCGGGAGCGGAUGAGGUCAAGGACGCAGCCACGAGUGAGGAGGAAGUCAAGUCGGCCGACGCCUCCGAGACAGACGAUGAGAGCCAAGAGCCUGCCGCCGCCGCACCUGUUCCUGCCGAAAAGGAAGCAGACACGGCGGAAUCCCAGCAGCCGUCUGAAGGAGACGCUCCCGCAAGCAGCGGCCCGGCAGAUGCAGGCGCCGCCCAGGCCGUGGAGCAGACGGAGCCGCAGAAGGGAGACCGCAGCUCCGGCGUCAUCCCGCAGAAGUACCCGGACGGGGACAACACGGGCAUCCACAUUUCGCCGGGCACGCGAUUCGAGGACUUCGCGCUCUUCACCAACGCCACGCAGAAGGUGCCGGCGGUGCACAACAUGUCUGCUGUGCGAGAAGGAGACUCGCCCGGGGAUGUGAGGGUGCGAGAGCCACAGGCGGAGGGCGUGGCACCCUCUGAGCCUGCAACGACCUCCACAGCUUCGACAACUGCUGUAAGCACAACGGAAAGCCCCGAGGAUGAGGUCGUCGCGGCCCCGGCGGCCAGCGCAGACGAAGAGCCUCCGGCCGGCGCCCAGGAGGCCGAGGCCGUCGCGGAGACCGAGAGGCCGGUGGUGAUCGUGACGGCGAACGAGACCGCCCAGGGCGCGGCGCCCGAGGGCGACCUCAACAAGGACGUGGUGAUCGUCCAGGCCACGCCGUACGAGGAGGUCCCCCGGCCGGAGUGGACGACUCCCGCCCAAGCCUCAACGACCGCCUCGCCUCCGCCCGCCGCCACCGCCGCCACCGCCGCCACCGUCAAGCCUCCGGAGGUCCAGGUCAACCGCACCUCCGAGACGGUCGUCAUCAACACGAAGGUCAACGUCCAGGAGAAGAACGGCAGCCACGGCGCGGGCGAGCGGCCGGGGGCGCUGGGCGAGGCCACCCACGACAUCCCCGUCGACCUCGGCACCCUCUCCCACGAGGGCCCCGGCCUGGGCGCGGACGCCCCCAGCGACAACGGCGCCCCGCACCCGACCUCCACGUCCUCCAGCGAAGCCACGCCCGCCGCCCCCCAGACGGAGGCGCCGGCGCCCGCUGCGGGAGCGGCAGCCGCCAACGCCAGCGCUGCGGCCGAGCCUCCGCCGGUGGUCUGCGGCGAAGACGAGUUCCGGUGCGUCUCGGGGUCGAGUCCGAGUGGCGUCUGCAUUCCGAAACCUUCUCGCUGCAACUCCGUUCGCGACUGUUCGGACGCUUCGGACGAGCAGGGAUGCUUCGAAAACCAGUGCUUCGGAAACUUCAUGUGCGCCGACCGCGAGUGCCUCGAGCGCCGGUUCGUGUGCGACGGCGUCAACGACUGUCGGGACGAUAGCGACGAAACGAAUUGCGACUCGUGGGAAUGUCGCGCGGACGAGUUCCGCUGCGGCGGCGGCGGCGGCGGCAGGAGCGGCUCUUCGGGUCGUCGGGGCUCUGCGACGGCCUGCAUCCCCGAGAGCCUGCGCUGCGACGGCCAGCCCGACUGCAGCGACCACUCCGACGAGCUCAACUGCACGGAGAGCUGCGGCAGCGACUUCUUCCGGUGCCCCGAGGGCUGGUGCGUGCCCCGCGCGCGGACCUGCGACGGCCGCCCCGACUGCUACGCCGGCGAGGACGAGCGCGACUGCGAAUGCGCCGGGCAGGACGAGACGGCGUGCCACGUGGGCGGCUGCGUGGCCACCUCCCAACUCUGCGACGGCCAGGCACAGUGCCACGACGGCUCGGACGAGUGGCACUGCCUCCGGAUCGACAGCGGGACCAGGCAGCUCGAAGUCAGGAGCGGCCAGAGCACGUGGGCGACCGUCUGCUCCGAGGGCUGGACCACCCAGUGGAGCGACCUCGUCUGCGCCCAACUCGGUUCCAACGGCUCCGUCAACACGAACCUCCUGAGGGUGGUGGAGCCCCAGGGACGCCCGCGGGUCAGGCUGGAGCCCAACGCCUCCGCCCUCGCCCACACGCCCCUGCAGCUCGUGCUCAAGAGUAACUGCUCUUCUUCGUCGGAUAAGCUGGUGCAUCUGGAGUGCGAGCACCAUGCAUGCGGGUCCUGGGGCGAGCGGAAGGGGCGUGAGGGGCGCGAGGGCGGCGAGGAGGCGCAGUGGCCGUCCCUCGCCCUCCUGCAGCGUCGUGGGGCGGGCAGCGGCGCCCUCCCCACGCCCGCGCCACGCCUGCACCGCCUCCAUCGUCGCGCCCACGUGGGUGCUGGCCGCCUACUCCUGCCUGUCCGGGAAACCCCACGGCCUAGACACGCCACCUGGGAGCUGGUCACGGGCCAGACCUCGCGGACCGACCGGCAGACGCGCCAGGUGGUCCAGCUGGUUCGCUUCCCCGGGACGGUGCGAACCGGGGGGCUGUGGACCGGGGACGCGGUGCUGGCGAAGCUGGACCUGCCGCUGGUGCUGGACCGGGCGCCGCAGCAGGUGUGCGUGCCCCACGGGAUGCCCGAGACCAACCACACCUGCGUCGUGGCGGGGUGGAACAGGGACGAGGCGGGCCAGAGCCAGUUCCUGCACCACCUCCCCGUGCCAACGCUCGCCCUCGACGCUUGCAACACCACCCAUUAUCUGGGUCGCCUGAACAACGCCCACACUUGUGUCGGGUUCAGCGACGCCCAGUACACACGCCCUCGUAUUCACCCCCCCCUCCUCCCCCAGGGCGACGAGGGCAGCCCCCUGAUGUGCUUCGUGGGCGGCGUGUGGCGUCUCGAGGGCCUGUUCUCGCACCACGCCCGCUGCGACCCCGCCCGCCACCCCGCCGUCUUCACGGCCCUCCACGCCCUCCAGCCGUGGCUCAGCAACACCAUCGGGAUCCCCGACCGGCCCGCGGAGGCCUCCUCCACCCCCGCGUCCUCCACCACCUCCACCUCCUCCACGACGACGACGACGACGCAGAGCCCCGACCACAACGUCGCGGCGGCCGACCCGUCCUCGUCCUCCUCUUCGCGCCUCCUCCUCCUCCUCCUCGGCCUCUCUUCUCUCCUCCUCCUCCUCCUCCUCGGCCUCGAACGCGACCAACCCGGACGGCAUCUGGCUGUCGUCCCCCGGCAACGCCCCCGUGGAGAUCACCUAGCGUCGCGAGCGGGGACCCGAGGCGUGCCAUAUGAGCUAUACCCAAACGUGCUAUAAUAAAAAGUAUCUUAAGAUCAUACGAGAGAGAAGGAGAGGGAGUGGAGCGGGAGAGAGGCUUGGCAUCCUGAUGUCGUUACUGUGAUCACAAACUUGUUAUUUCUGUAGAUUAGGAGGAAAAAAAACGAUUGGGGAAUUGAUAAAAAGGAUGGAAAGAGGAACUGCCUCAGUGCCUUAGAUAAAAGAAACUUGUUACUAAAAUUAAUAUAAAAUAGAAACGGAUAAUUACUGUUUUGGACAGUUGGAUUUAUUAUUAUUAUUACUAUUAUUAUUCAGUUGAAUAUUUUCUGUCCAAAGGUGCCUUUGAGUCCUGUCAAAAGGGUGCUUGACAGCGACUAAACGGACGCAGAAUUCUACUGAGCAUUUAUGAGUGCUAUUCAACAUUUUGCCAGAGACGAGGAAAUGGAGAGGACGAGGUGGACGCGUUUUCUAUGAUGGAGUCGAGACAUUGACGUUUUCUGUGAUGGCGGUUUGGUUAAGAAGGAUGAAAAGUUAUAUUCUCAGUGAUGGAAUUGAAAAAAGAGGAACUAUUGUUGUUGUGUGGAGCUAUGAACAAUAUUGUGAAUGAACAGAAUAUGAAGUGAAGUGUAGACAGCAGAAAAAAA
Molecule: messenger RNA, 7181 nt
Organism: Penaeus vannamei (Pacific white shrimp)
Lineage: Eukaryota; Metazoa; Arthropoda; Malacostraca; Decapoda; Penaeidae
Source: RefSeq, a predicted model, not a curated record